Molecule: messenger RNA, 4723 nt
Organism: Neodiprion virginianus
Lineage: Eukaryota; Metazoa; Arthropoda; Insecta; Hymenoptera; Diprionidae
Exons: 6
Coding region: 1370-3607 (745 amino acids)
Source: RefSeq, a predicted model, not a curated record
UCAAGUCCAGAUCACACUCGGCGUGUGUACUUCCAUAUACGCUCGUACAUCUUUUCUUUACCAGCGAAUUGUCACCCUUCUCGUUUUGUUUGAAAAAUAUUGCAAAAAAGAAUUAAAAACACGUUAGAUCGAUCCGGGUGUUCCGACCACCGGUUAUCGCACAGCGCUCGACACCGAGAAUCGCUCUGUCCGCGUUCGAAGAAUAUCCGAAAUUUCGCCACUGAACCAAGAAAUCCGGUCGAACGGUACGCACGUACAACGUACGUAAAUCCGGCUAGAAAUAGCUUUGGUACAGAGUGGUCUUAAAAUUUUGUACAUCCCCGAGUUUAUAAUAUCGCACUUGCGGCGGUGCUAAAUAAAUCAGUUUCAAUUCAAACAAAAACCGUAGAAUUGGCUGGCUACAGGCUCGUUCCUACCGUGGUCGAAGAAUAUAUUUGCCUAAAAAAAGAAAAGAAGAAGUUGCACAGACGCGAAUGGUUGAGUGAUUUCGAUUCUUUUCCUCCGUGAAUCGAAGAGAUCCGCAGAGUUGUGGUAAAAAGUAAAAGUAUACGUAAAAAAAAAAGAAAGGAAAAAAAAAAAGAAAUAUACGGGAAUACGAAAGACGCUCUCGAAACUGCAGAUAUCAGCAAAAUCUAGCCGUUUGAGAGGAUAGAAAAUUUCGUUGUACAGUUGCCAGUAUAGUUGUGGCUGGGAAUUACUGAGUAGACAGAAUUAUGUCUGUGGUGUCUCUGCUCGCCUCAGUUGAGACGAACGCCUCAGGCCGAGCACACGCACAGGAAUCUUCGUAGAGUACACGCACGAGCACCGUCAGAUUAUAAACACGAAUUACCGUAUUUGAUAAGAGAGUAUCACUUUUAAUUGCAUAUACCAGCCGUCAAACCGCGAUUCAACCCUUUCAAAGUUCGCCGACCGCGUCUCCGUUGAUUAGUUACACAACUCUCUGCUGCCUGGUUCUGCGUUAUAUAUACUGACUCUGAGAUUCUUACGACGGUAAAUCACACAUCGCUAAUUAGAACGCGCGCCUGUUUAAAACACACGUGACAUCGCGGCGCUUCAGAUACAUACGCACAAUAUACACAUUAUACAAACGUAUGUAACCUUUGAUUGGAUAAAAACGAUCUUUAUUCCAUUUUGUAUAUAAUAACGGACAAUAUCGCGGGGAGAAAAAAGACACUAAUCUAAAAUAUUAAACCAUAACGUUUAUGUAUUAAAUUGAUAGUUUUUUGUGAGACAUUUACGUUCGUUUAACCGGCUGUGUAUCGUUCCUUUGUUAUUUUGAAAGUUCGUUCGAUUGGUUGACGAAAAAUACGCGUUGUUGAAAAGGAUAAUUAAUACAAGAGAAAAGCGAAAUACGGGAGUUUUGGUCAAAAUGAAUUUACUGGGAAUACUGUUGGUCCUCCUGAUCUCUUCGAGCAGUGUAUUGUGCCGUCGCAUUUACCGCCAGGAUCUAAGGGAUGUUGCCCAGGAUCAGUUUUCGAAUUUCAAGAACACGGAGAAAGUUGGGACUCGGGACGGUGGAGGCAGCGGCGGGGGAAUGGAAACGCAGGAAAACGCGAAUGCGGCGACUGAUUUUCCACUGGAAAAGGUGCUUCGGGAGAACAAACCCGCUUCCGUCGACGUGAAAACCGAAGGCAGAACAACCGCGGUGCCCGACGACGAACGCAAGUGGAAACAGCCGAUGAGCGCCCAAAAGAUCGGGAUAAUCUUGCAAGAAGCGAUCUUAAAGAUAAUCAUGGGCGAACUCACCACUGCCGACAUGAUGCUGCUGAAGAGCUUGAACUACGACGCGGAAAUGGUACGCAAAAUAAGGGAAGAGCAGUUCAAGAAGAGAGAAAAUGACGUGGGGGCGAUCGACGAGAAGAGAAAUCUACGGAAUCGCAUCGACGCUGACAUCGAGAAGCUGGAGAAGGAGGAAGAUUUGUCGGAGGUGCCGAGAAUCGAUUACGACGCGUACAACAAUCAAGCGGUCGACGAGUAUGAGAAUUCGGCUUCCUUUAACGAAGCGGUGAUCAGAAGGAACGAUUCCCUGACCGACUACGAAGACGAAACGAAGAGCAGCACCGAAAUAAAGUCAGACGAAUACAACGGGCACUCGAUAACGGAACCGCGGGUCGUAUUCAGAUUGAGUUACAACGACUCCGCGUUCGACCCGCGUCCCGAAGAGAACCCGAUGCCGUCUCGCGAGGUAAAUCGUCAGACGACGAUAAACGGGACCGGAAAUAACUUUCCCACAGCUGUUACUUCCGUUAACUCUUCUUCUGCUCCUGUAGACUAUCAGAUAUAUACGAGCAGGGAGCUCUACAACUUCACGACCAAUUAUUUCAGCAGCACACGGGCACCGGAGGAGAACAACGAGGUUGACAAACAGCACGUUGUCCCGUCAAGGAACCAGACAAAAGCUCUCGAGGCGCCGCUCGACCGUCUUCACCUGCCCGAUCCAAUUUUCCGUAACGAGAGUGCUACCGAUUUACGAAACCGAAACGCCUCGUUCGACGUUCCAGCCCUCACCUCGACUACCGAAACGACAAUUAGUACCCCGGAAGCUGCGACGAGCGGUUCGAACGAAAAUCGUACCGCAGCUUCGAACGGGGGUCAUCGUAUUUACAAGGGCCUGAAGUGGAUCCAGGACGACGUGUAUCAAGUGAUUCCCGAGUACAUCGACUUCGCUGAGUCGGAGAACGCGGAAAACGAGACUUCGACCGCGCCUAUCGAAGACGCAGUCUACCAGAACCUCGACGAACCCACCUCGAAGAACCAGACGAGCACGGACGAAGGUAUGGAAAACGACGCGACCGAGUCCGUGCACCUCGUCGGAUCCGAAUCCAACGGCUUGACGCAGAACUUGGAAAAUUUGUCCUCCGAGUGGCCGAGAACCCUGACCGAACGCGAAGCUGGAAAUAUGUCGGCCUCCAUCGACAGCCAGAAGCAAAAAACCAUAGAAGAAAUUAUAAAGAGAGUCUUGUGGAUCACUGGACGUCAGAAUGCCACGGAGAUGGGAACUGCUCGACCGCGGAAAGCAAAGAUGGCAAUGUUCUCUCCUACUUGUCAAGUACCUCACAACACCGAUGUCGAGACGUGGCGAGACCCGUACUCCAUAAACAUGGAGUUCCAUUUGAACCUGACAACGGACCAGCAUGUCGUGGCGGCUAAAUUGCGACUCUUUAAAUUGCCCCAAGUCAACGUAACUACAGCAGCGACGAGCCUCGACGGCGCCGAAGAUGACGAGAAGAAGAUCAGAAUAUCGGUCUUUUACUACACGAGAUCCCUGAAAAAACAUCGCUCCAAGAAAGUUUUGAUGGAUUCGAAGAUGAUUUCGCUGACGGCGACCGGGGAACAUCUAGCUCUAGACGCUAAACAGGGAUUGAGAUUUUGGCGUAGUCACAGCUCACACAACCACGGAAUUCUCGUCCAGGUCGAGGACCAGGAUGGACGCCCACUGCAGCCGAGCCGCUACAUAGAAACACCGAAUUGCCAAAACUCGACGGAUUCGAACCAGCAAGAUGAUAAGGCAUAUCAACGAGUCCCUGCACUCUUCGUUGCAGCCUGUACUCGUUACGUUCGUUUCGUAGACGGCGAGGUUGUCACCUACGAAGAUUUUGGUCCGUAAUACGACGACAGCGAACCGUCAAAUGAGGAGAUGGUCAUACAGUACUAAGGAUGAAACAGCCAAAUUUAAGCAUUUCUUAUGAAUUCACGUCAAGGAAAUUACGGACCAACUAUAUAUAUAUAGUAUAUAUAGUAUAGUAUAUAUAUAUAUCACACGUAUUGUAAACAUAAACGACGAAGUGAAGAGCGAAUUAUCAGCGCAAAUCAUCGGGGAAAGAAUCUCUUAAAAAUCUUAGCAAUGUAAAAAUAAUAUCCUUCGCUGUAGCUCAAAGAAGAAAUAUCGAAUAAUAAUAUAUGAAUACGUACGUGCUUCGUAUAGAUUCAGUUGGUGCAACGUACAGACUGUUAUUAACAAUAACUUAAUUAUAAAAAUGUGUUUAAAAAAAUUAACAGUGUCUAGAUUUAGACUAUAGAUUAUAGAUUUCAUAUUACAUACACGCGUGCGCGGCGUGCGUACAUACACACACAGACGCACACACACACACACACGAUAUGUAUAUUACUUAUUUAAUUUUACAUUCUAAUUUUAGAACAGACGUGACGGUGGUUCCGAAUAUUGUACAUAUAGCGGUAGCAACAUACAUGUAGUUUCAACGUAGUGAAAAUAUUAUUGUCGUUAUUACUGAAUGUAUAUUACCAUUACGAUUUUUACUAUUAAUAACAUUGUCAUGACUAUUACUAUGGCAGUGUUAACGUUGAUAUGUUUACUGUCAUCGCGACUAUUAUCGUUAUGUUUUCACCUUAAAAAUUUAGAUUAGGAUCCCGAUUUCUUUACAUAGGUACACGAAUACUUAGUUAAUCGCAUAUGAAAUACAACUUUUAUGUACUUUAUUACUUAUUUUCAAUAAUAUUAUAAACACAUGUAUCGUUAAUUUUAAUCGUCAGAGACAUAAGGCCUUAAUAAUUACUAUACGCUUACGAUUACAACGCUAUUUUUAUAGCCUUGUGCCCAAAUUCUUAAACAACUAUUUAUAAUUACCGUUAAAUUGAAUCUGAAAAACGUAAGGAAAACGAAGAAAUGACAGAAGUCACUUUUUGAAAGUAUACACAGCUCAGAUGAAUCAUUGUAUAUAAUGUAUAUUUUUAUUUGUGCCUAUCAAUAAAUAUUUUACCAAUA